UUGGCGCACCCUCGCUCCGCCCUGCCGCUGGCCCGCAGCGGUGCCGGCCCCAGCGACCCUCCGCGGCCCCCAGGUCCUCCGCCGCCAGCCUCCAUGGACUCGUUCGUCCCCCAGCAGCUAGGGCUGUCCCGCGCGCGCUUCGCUGGCACCUUUGGCCGUGGGGCGGCCUCUGUCAGCUGCAGCCGACUCCGCCAGGUUCAAAGUGUCCUGACCCAGAGCAGCAAGUCUCAGCCUGAUGGAAUCCUCUGCAUCCUAGGAAUUGACAGCAGGUACAAUGAAGGCUGUAGAGAGCUGGCAAAUUAUCUGCUUUUUGGUUUGUACAGUCAGAAUACCACUGAUUUUGAGAAAACGGGAUUUUCUGAAGAAAUUCUAGAUGAUGUGAUUUUAUUGAUUAAAUCAGAUAGUGUCCAUCUGUACUGUAAUCCCGUCAACUACCGCUAUCUCUUGCCUUACGUGGCACACUGGAGAAACCUGCAUUUCCAUUGCAUGACGGAAAAUGAGUAUGAAGAUGAGGAAGCAGCAGAAGAAUUUAAGAUUUCCAGCUUUGUGGACAUGGUUCGAGACUGUAGUAGGAUUGGUAUUCCUUAUAGCUCCCAAGGUCACUUACAGAUAUUUGAUAUGUUUGUGGUAGAGAAGUGGCCAAUUGUCCAGGCCUUUGCACUUGAAGGCAUUGGAGGAGAUGGAUUUUUUACCAUGAAAUAUGAGUUGCAGGACGUGAGUCUGAGUCUGUGGAAUGUCUACAGCAGGAUGGACCCUGCGUCUCUGGAGAACAUGCUUUCAGAAGACCUGGCGGUGUUUGAGCAUCAGUGGACAAGCUUCUUUGCUAACUUUGAUACAGAAAUCCCUUUCCUGCUGGAACUUUCCGAAUCUCAGGCGGGUGAGCCAUUCAGAAGCUACUUCAGUCAUGGAAUGAUCUCCAGCCAUAUUACUGAAAACAGCCCUCAUCGGCAGCCUUUUGUUCUCUUUGGCAACCACUCCACACGGGACAACCUGAGCGCUGGCAGCUUUAACUUCCCUUCUGAAGGGCACCUGGUGCGCAACACUGGUCCUGCAGGGAGCUUUGCCAAACACAUGGUCGCUCAGUGUGUCUCACCAAAGGGACCUCUGGCCUGUUCAAGAACAUACUUUUUUGGAGCUACUCAUGUUCCUUAUUUGGGUGACGACGAGAAGCUGCCCAGGACCACGGAGCAAAUUAGGCUCUUAUCCCAGAUAUAUGCUGCUGUUAUUGAGGCUGUUUUGGCUGGCAUUGCAUGUUAUGCUAAAACUUGCAGUCUGGCAAAGGCCAAGGAGGUAGCAGAGCACACUCUGGAGUCUGGGUUAGUGUUCACUGAGUUGGUUCCAUUCAAAGCAGAUCUACGCUCCAAGGUGACUUUUCAUAUACAUGCUGUGAAUAACCAGGGAAGAAUUGUGCCUCUGAAUAAUGAAGAUAGCUUAUCCUUUGUGAAAACGGCUCGGAUGACCGUCUAUGACAUUCCUGACCUGCUGGGAGGAGGAGGAGGAUGCUUAGGAUCUGUGGUCUUCUCAGAGUCAUUUUUGACAUCUCGGAUCUUGGUUAAAGAGAAAGAUGGCACUAUUACCCCAGAGACCAGCUACAUCAUCCUGACAGCUGCCAUCCCCAGAUUCUGUUCCUGGCUGGUAGAAGAUAGUGAAAUAAAAUUGUCUGAGAAAACCCUGCAAGCAACAAAGGGGGACGACUGUUUCUUGGGCACUUUGCUAACAGGAGGAAAGGGAGCAUAUCUUUAUUCCAACAGCCCACAGUCCGGGCCUGAGGAAGGGAGUGUGUAUUUCUUCUCUGGUGGCCUUCUCUUUUCUCACCGUCAUCACGGAAGUAUCGUCAUUGCCAAGGAGCAUGUGGAUGCCGUCUCCUUCUAUGAUGGGGACUCCACCAGCGUCGUGGCCGCCCUUCUCAUACACUUCCGAAGCUCCAUACUUCCUCAUCUCCCAGUUCACUUCCAUGGAUCAAGCAACUUCCUGAUGCUUGCCCUUUUCCCCAAAUCAAAGAUAUAUCAAGCAUUUUACUCAGAGGUCUUCUCUCCCUGGCAACAGCAGGAUAACUCAGGGCUUUCUUUAAAAGUGAUCCAGGAGGAUGGAUUAUCUGCGGAACAAAAGAGAUUGCACUCCAAUGCACAGAAGCUCUUCAGUGCGCUGAGCCCUCCUGCCCAGGACUGGAGCUCCCCAAAACUGCUCCCAGCCAAACUUCCUGAGCUGGACCGGUUUCUCCAGCAUUUUGCCAUCGGCAGCAUUGGUCAGGAGCCUGUGAUGCGAGCCCAUCUUGUGGGUCUGCUGCAGCAAGCUGAGAUGAGCCCCGCUCAUGAAGUAGACAGUAACAAGGUUGUCAUCAGCAUUGUAACUGGUCUCCCAGGCUGUCAUGCCAGCAAGCUCUGUGCUUUCCUGGUCACUCUGCAUAAGGAGUAUGGCAGAUGGAUGGUAUACCGGCAAAUCAUGGACAGCUCUGAAUGUUUCCAUGCUGCCCACUUCCAAAAAUACCUUUCCAGUGCCCUGGAGGCCCAACAGAACCGUUCUGCCCGCCAGUCAGUUUACAUCCGCAAGAAGACCAGGCUGCUGGUGGUACUACAAGGCUACACAGAUGUCAUUGAUGUUGUGCAAGCCCUGCAGACUCACCCAGACCCAAACGUCAGGUCCUACUUCACCAUUGGUGCCGUCACAGUGUGUGUGGAGCCCUUGAGCUGCUACAUGGAGCACAGAUUUCUCUUUCCUAAAUGUCUUGACCAGUGUUCACAAGGUGUGGUGAGUAACGUGGUGUUUACCAGUCACACAGCGGAGCAGAGGCACCCUCUCCUUGUUCAGCUGCAGACCCUCAUCAGGGCUUCCAAUCCUACUGCAGCCUUCAUUCUUGCCGAAAAUGGGAUUGUCACAAGGAAUGAAGACAUUGAGCUGAUUCUCUCAGAAAAUAGUUUCUCGAGUCCUCAGAUGCUGCGUUCUCGAUACUUACUGUUCCCCGGCUGGUAUGAAGGUAAAUUUGAUGCUGGAUCCGUCUUUCCGCUAAUGGUUCAGAUCUGUGUGUGGUUUGACCGUCCCCUGGAGAAGACCCGCUUUGUGAGCAGGUGCAGAGCAAUUCAGUCUUCCAUCAAGCCCAGUCCCUUCUCUGGAAACAUCUACCACAUCCUUGGCAAAGUGAAAUUUUCAGAUUCUGAAAAGAUCAUGGAGGUUUGCCACAACACUUUAACCAACUCCCUGACCAUUGUGCCAGUUUUGGAGGGACCCACGCCACCUCCCAACUCAAGAAGCACCCCUCAAGACAAUGGCCAGCCAGAAUGCUACCUUGUGUUCAUUGGCUGCUCCCUGAAGGAGGACAGCCUCAAAGACUGGCUUCGACAGUCAGCUAAGCAGAGGCCUCAGAGGAAAGCUCUGAAAACCAGGGGCAUGCUGACCCAGCAAGAGAUCAAGAACAUCCAUGUGAAACGCCACUUGGACCCCUUACCUGCAGGCUACUUUUACAAUGGCACCCAGUUUGUCAACUUCUUUGGGGACAAGACUGAUUUUCACCCACUCAUGGACCAGUUCAUGAAUGAUUAUGUGGAAGAGGCCAACCGGGAGAUCGAGAAGUACAACCUUGAGCUGGAGCAGCAGGAAUACCGGGACCUCUUUGAGCGGAAGCCGAAGCCCUAGAGAAAGCUGGGCCUGUGCCCACCAGAGAUGAAUGAAUGAAUGGGUGUCCAGCUUUCCUGGAGGCCCCUCCUGAAGGGGCUGUCUCUGUCCUCCCUGGCCUGUGCCUGCCAGUGUAGUACAUGUUGUCUUUAUUCUCUCUUCUCUCUGCACCAUGAAAGGCAUUGUGAGUGAGGGCGGGCACAGGAUGAGCAGCUAGCUAGCACUGCCCUGUGAACCAGCAGCUCUGGGUGUCUGGUAAAAGACUCCAUUGGACCGAUGGACACCAUGUAAGGCCAAGGAGAAGCCUUUGGUGUAGCUGCUGGUAUUUAGAAGGACCCUGGUUCCCUAAGCAGUGGCCAGGCAGAGAUUCACAAUGCCUUCUAGAUGAGAGCACUUCUGUGGGAUGAAUGGAAGUGAUGUGAUGCUUUCUAGAAAUGCAAGGCUCCUUCACUAAUAGCAGCACCUUGGGAGGUUUGGUCCUUGAGUUCCUCUCUGUGGCAUCACUUGGUUCUCUAAUUUAGGGAGAAGAGCAGGCAUGCUGCUCGAGCCCUGGAGUGCCUCCUUCCCAGUUGAGGUGGAUAUCCUAUAAAACUAGCUUGGACCCAGGGUCUAACCGUUUGGGGACUGUUGGUCUCUAGCACUCAGCCUCCCCAAUACAUUUCAGAAAACCUCCCAAAACUGCCCCUGGCCCUGAAUUUGUUUACUUGGUUCCCAAGGACCAGGAAUUUGAAAAAUUCUGAUAUCCAAAUUGGAAUUCCCUCCAGUGGUUUUGAUUUAGGUUGGACCAAACAGCAAAGGUAAACUAACUUGCAUUCCCAAGACUGACCUUGCUAAUUAGUGUGAGGAGUAAGGUCACUAAAGGUGAUGUCUGCUAGGAUUUGAGUGCCUCUGCUGCUGGACUGUAAACGUUUUCUGAGCUUCAUGUACCUUUUGCAUGCCUUAGAAGAAGCACAUAGUAAAACCAGCAUAGUGUUCUGUAAUGUAGAGGGGUUUUUGAGAAAGGGCCCUGGCACAGAGGAGAGGUAAGAUGGAGCAUAUGGGUCUGUGUUCCUGGUAACAUGGCACUCUCUGGGCAAAUAGCAAAGUAGUAAUCAAGGACUUGUCAAUAAAAUAUACUUGUGUUAGGGGAAAAAUUGGAAGCUGAAUGAACUAAAUUACAAGUCCCAUUGAGUAAGAAAUCUUGCAUUAAGAAAAGCUUGUGAAGCCGGGCGUGGUGGCGCACGCCUUUAAUCCCAGCACUUGGGAGGCAGAGAGGCAGGCGGAUUUCUGAGUUUGAGGCCAGCCUGGUCUACAGAGUGAGUUCCAGGACAGCCAGGGUUACACAGAGAAACCCUGCCUC
This is a messenger RNA of Mus caroli (Ryukyu mouse), 4948 nucleotides long. RefSeq names its product dynein axonemal assembly factor 9 (gene Dnaaf9). Lineage: Eukaryota; Metazoa; Chordata; Mammalia; Rodentia; Muridae. The record is from RefSeq and is a predicted model, not a curated record.